ACAGAGGCAACAACAACAAUUGAACCAACAACAAACACAAUUGAGGCAACAACAACCACAAUUGUGCCAACUACUUCAACCGAAAAUGAACCAAUGACUAAAACAGAGGCAACAACAACCACAAUUGAACCAACAAAAAACACAUUUGUGCCAACUACUUCAAACACAAAUAAACCAAUUACUACUACAGAGGCAACAACAACAAGAAUUGAACCAACAACAAACACAAUUGAGGCAACAACAACCACAAGUGAACCAACAACAACCACAAUUGUGCCAACUACUUCAACCACAAAUGAUCCAACAACUACAACUGAUGCAACAACAACCACAAAUGAUCCAACAACUUCAACCACAAAUGAAUCAACGACUACAACAGAGGCAACAACAACAAAUAUUGAGCCAACAACCACAGUUGAGGCAACAACUUCAACUACAAAUGAACCAACAACCACAAUUGAGGCAACAACAACCACAAUUGAACAAACAAAAACCACAUUUGUCCCAACUACUUCAACCACAAAUAAACCAAUUACUACUACAGAGGCAACAACAACAACAAUUGAACCAACAACAAACACAAUUGAGGCAACCACAACCACAAUUGUGCCAACUACUUCAACCGAAAAUGAACCAAUGACUACAACAGAAGCAAGAACAACAACAAUUGAACCACCAACAACCACAAUUGAGGCACAAACAACCACAAAUGAACCAAAAACAACCACAAUUGGGCCAACUACUUCAACCAAAAAUGAUCCAACAACUACAACUGAGCCAACUACAACCACAAAUGAUCCAACAACUACAAUUCAGACAACUUCAACCACAAAUAAACCAAUUACUACAACAGAUGCAACAACAACAAUUGAACCAACAACAAACACAAUUGAGGCAACAACAACCACAACAUUUGUGCCAACUACUUCAACCACAAAUAAACCAAUUACUACUACAGAGGCAACAACAAUUGAACCAACAACAAACACAAUUGAGGCAACAACAACCACAAGUGAACCAACAACAACCACAAUUGUGCCAACUACUUCAACCACAAAUGAUCAAACAACUACAACUGAUGCAACAACAACCACAAAUGAUCCAACAACUUCAACCACAAAUGAACCAACGACUACAACACAGGCAACAACAACAAUUAAACCAACAACAACCACAAUUGAGGCAACAACAACCACAAUGGAGGCAACAACUUCAACCAGAAAUGAGCCAACAUCUUCAACCACAAAUGAUCCAACGACUACAACAGAGGCAACAACAACCACAAUUGAACCAACAAAAAACACAUUUGUGCCAACUACUUCAAACACAAAUAAACCAAUUACUACUACAGAGGCAACAACAACAAGAAUUGAACCAACAACAAACACAAUUGAGGCAACAACAACCACAAGUGAACCAACAACAACCACAAUUGUGCCAACUACUUCAACCACAAAU
This is a messenger RNA of Alosa sapidissima (American shad), 1458 nucleotides long. Its product is annotated as mucin-5AC-like. The record is from RefSeq and is a predicted model, not a curated record. The annotation marks the transcript as partial. The transcript is spliced from 3 exons. NCBI's taxonomy places the organism in Eukaryota, Metazoa, Chordata, Actinopteri, Clupeiformes, Clupeidae.